Molecule: messenger RNA, 1766 nt
Organism: Parasteatoda tepidariorum (common house spider)
Lineage: Eukaryota; Metazoa; Arthropoda; Arachnida; Araneae; Theridiidae
Product: cell adhesion molecule 2
Source: RefSeq, a predicted model, not a curated record
CGCCUAUUCAAAGAGUCGCGCUCACAUCGAUCGGCCAGUGCGGGCCCUCUACUGGAAAUUCUUUGGGAGACGCACGUCUGUCUUCUGUUCAGUUCCAGUUUAGUACGUCCAAGAGGCAUCAGCCAAAACUUAAAGCUGCGGAUAUUUGGUCCAAGUCACCUAUCUACGGCGUGUACACGAAGAAGUUUUCUACAUCUUCAGAUGUUAAAUUCUUUUCCUGAAAGAAUUUUGAAGUAACGUAAAGGUGCAGAGCUUUUUGCAGAUAUGAGAAGUGUAAUUUGAUAUUUUUAAGAAUUCACAUUAGGAUUUAUUGUAAAGAGAAAGAAAGAGAAUUGGUGAAUUGUGAGCUAAUAGCUCCAGUUGUGGCCAUGUCCAACUGGAUGUUGGCUUAGUUAUGAAGCCUCAGAGGCUAAUGUCGAUAAUUCCCCACCACAGAUGGAAAUAUCCGCCUUCCACAUGACUUAUAUUUCUAUCAUCAUGACACUAUGGGAGAUAUUAACUUUCAUCAUAUUUCAAGCCUUGGUUGUUACGAAAGCUUUUCGGAUCGUUAUGCUUGAUGUUCCUUCACCGACCAUAUUAGGAGAGUCUGUUGAACUAACAUGCAGUUAUGAAUUAGAUGAUGAGCAGCUCUAUUCCGUAAAAUGGUAUAAGAAUGAUGUGGAAUUUUAUCGCUAUGUUCCCAAUGACUGGCCACCUGGACAAUUUUUGCCUCUACCUGGAAUUAGAGUGGAUCUCUCAAAAUCUGGAAAAAACUCCGUCUAUCUUCGUCAUGUGGAUCUGAAUUCAGGUGGAUUAUACCGAUGUGAAAUUUCAGCCGAAGCCCCGUCCUUCGAUACUGCUGAAGCUGAAAAAGAAAUGAAAGUUUAUGUUUUGCCAUCAGAAGGACCUACACUAACUGGAGGCAAUCAAGAAUAUCGUAUAGGUGACACUGUAAUUGUAAACUGUACAUCUGCCAAGUCAAAACCUGCAGCCACCUUACGAUGGUACAUUAACGAUGAACUUAUUGCAAGAGGGGACAUUGAACCUAAGACCCAUACCAAAGUUACAACAACAAAUAUGGUGCAAAAUGAAAAUCUCAAAAAGGUGGACUUCAGCCCUUUAUCAUCUGAGGUGGGUCCAGAAUAUGAAACAGAAUAUUCCACUACACUCCAUGCAGAUGGGCUAGAGACAUCAAGUCUCGGACUUAAAUUUAUUGUGACAAGUCAACAUUUUCAAAACGGCAAUAUGAAGCUCAAAUGCACAGCUACCAUAUCACGUAUUUAUACUAUGAGCAAUGAAGAAAUGGUUUUUGGAGGAAGACAACAGACAUCUGGUCUACACAUUAGCGAAAACAUGAGUCGAAUGCGCGACUCGGCAUCACAGAACCCUGCCGUUAGGUGGACAGUGGCUCUUCUGGCCUCCUGUUGUCUCUUGUUGUAUAAGUCAUAGAUUCACUAGACUGUUUUGUACAACGUACAACUUACGUGUUUGUAAAAAGUUUCAAUAUUCAAAUAAAUAAAUAAAUAUAUCUAUACAUAUGUUCACUUUCACCUUCAAUAUGUGUCGAAAAGAUGUGAUAAAGAAAAAUUGGUGAUCAUCUCACAUCUACUCUGAGGAAUGUAAUUGAAUAAUUAUGCCAGUUAUUCAAAGUUUGAAAGUUUGUUGAAAGCAUGUUUGAAGAUAAGAAAGUUAUCUUCGUUCUGGAGUACAAAUGACGUAUAAGAUAUGAAUGAAACCUAUGAAAAAGCAGGCAGCCAUUAAGGUACAAUAAACAAAUUUUAUUAUUA